This is a messenger RNA of Nyctereutes procyonoides (raccoon dog), 1557 nucleotides long. It is a transcript of the gene SLC66A1, whose product is annotated as solute carrier family 66 member 1. The coding region runs from base 89 to 1198 and encodes 369 amino acids. NCBI's taxonomy places the organism in Eukaryota, Metazoa, Chordata, Mammalia, Carnivora, Canidae. The transcript has 8 exons. The record is from RefSeq and is a predicted model, not a curated record.
CAGGCUGACCCCAGAAGCCGGGCGGGCGGCGGGUCGUGGCGCGUUCAAGAGGCUGGAAAAGUCCUAGGUCAAGACACCAGCACAUGUAAUGUUAGCAGCCAUGGUCUGGAAGAAGGUGGGCUCUGGCAACUUCUCCGACUGCCCCAACGGCUCCCGCCCGUGGAUAUGGGACGUGUUUGGCGAAUGUGCCCAGGACGGCUGGGACGAGGCCAGCGUGGGCCUGGGCUUGAUCUCCAUUCUCUGUUUUGCAGCAUCCACCUUCCCCCAGUACAUCAAGGCCUGCAAGGCCGGCAACAUGGACCAGGCGCUGUCUCUGUGGUUCCUCUUGGGCUGGAUCGGAGGAGACUCCUGCAACCUCAUCGGCUCCUUCCUGGCCGACCAGCUGCCCCUACAGACCUACACGGCCGUGUACUAUGUGCUGGCGGACCUGCUCAUGCUGUCGCUCUACUUUCAUUACAAGUUUAAGAAACGGCCCUCGGCGUCCCUUCACUCAGCAGGAGAUCAUCGGCUUCGUCAUCGGCUCCGUGUCCAGCGUGCUGUACCUGCUGUCGCGGCUGCCUCAGAUCCGCACCAACUUCCUGAGGAAGUCGACGCAGGGCGUCUCCUACUCGCUGUUCGCCCUGGUGAUGCUGGGGAACACGCUGUACGGGCUGAGCGUGCUGCUCAAGAACCCCGAGGUGGGCCAGAGCGAGGGCAGCUACCUGCUGCACCACCUGCCCUGGCUCGUGGGCAGCCUGGGCGUGCUGCUGCUCGACACCAUCAUCUCCAUACAGUUCCUGGUGUACAGGGACACUGGCACCUCCUUGGAGCGCCAGCCCCUCCUCCCCAGUUGACCAGGACCCCCAGAGGCCACUCCCAGGAGGGGACAAGUAUGGGCCGGCCCGGCGCUGCUGCCCCCGGACUGGGCCAUGGGGGGAGCCGGGGGCACCUGGAGGCCCCGGCCCAGCUGCGUCCCCACCUCCAAAACCUCCUCACCGCCGCUUCCAGGAACCUGGACUCUGCAGGGAGCGAGGAGGAAGUGGGGCGUCAGGGCCAGCCCCCGCCCCCUUGGGACACCCCCCAGUCUGAAGCUGCUGUCCCUUGGGAGCCUCGAGGGAGGGGUUGCAGCUGCACCCCCGGCCCCCUCCGUCCGCCUGCAUGCACACUCCUUGGAGCGGGGCGUGGCCGCAGCCGGGUGACCCCAGGACCUUGCUGCUGACCCAGGCCGGCCGAGUAAACGGUCCCUGCCAGCGAGGCGUCCUUCUGCUCCUUCCCCAAGGUGCUGGGGUCUGCACUGCUCUGGGCAACAGCUUCCAAGUCGGGGCCCGGAGGUCGGGCUGUGGCAGGGCCAAGCGGGCCGCCCGGCCUCUGGGGGACCUCGGGUUUUCUCCCCUGCUCCUGGGUAACAGACCCCACCGCUGGGGGUGAGGACGCAGCAGCGAGAAUGACAGGGUCCCGGCCUCGCGGUGUCAGGAAGAAGCAGAGUAGUUAAGGUUCAGAUCUUGGGUCUGCAUCUCAGCUUCUCUGUGCCUCAGUUACCUCGUCUGUGAAAUGGGAUGACACUGUUCCCAGUUCCUA